CCUACGUCGACCAAGCAAGAGCCGGUGCCUACUCAAUUCGUCACCACUUGCCCGACUCCCGGCACCUACACUUUCCCCGCAACCACCGUGGUCGUGACAUCCACCACUACCGUCUGCGAAGCGACGUCCCACCCGUUGACGCCUGGCCACAACACAUAUGGUGGUGUGACGACCGAGGUGACGACGUCCACUACGGUCACUUGCCCCUAUGCCGCCGUCGAGACUUCCAACGGUGUCGAAACUACUGUCCUGAGCAGCACUGUGUACGUCUGCCCAUCCGCCGGCACCUACACUCCGAUCCCCGCGACCACCACAUCCGUGCCGGUCAGCACCGUCUUGGUCUACCCCAUCCCGGCUACCUACACUCCGGGCACCUAUACCCGUGACGAGACUGUCGUGACGGUGACCGAGACCGACUUCGUCUACGUCUGCCCGUACACUGCCUCUGUCAUCCCCGUCCCGGCCCCGACCUCUGAGACUCCUGCUCCUCCUCCCGCGCAGACUUCCGAGACGCCCGCGCAGACUUCCGAGACGCCCGCCAAGCCCUCGUCUUCCGCGCCCCCGUCCCAAGGCGGCAUCAAGAGCAAUGGCGACCAAUGGGCCAUCACCUACACCCCCUACUCUUCCAACGGCGCCUGCAAGACCUCUGACGAGGUCAACGCAGACAUCAGCAUCAUCGCCGGCAAGGGCUUCACCACCGUCCGCCUCUACGCCACCGACUGCUCCGGCCUCGAAAACGUCGGCUCCGCCUGCUCCGCCAAUGGCAUCCGCAUGAUCAUCGGCGUUUUCAUCGACGCCGGCGGCAUCUCCAAGGCGCGCGAGCAAGUCACCCAGAUCGUCUCUUGGGGCAAAUUCGACCUCGUCGAUCUCGUCGUCGUCGGCAACGAGGCCAUCUUCAACGGCUACUGCAGCGCCGGCGAGCUCGCCUCCUUCAUCGGCGAGUGCAAGGACGCCUUCACUUCCGCCGGCUAUUCGGGCCCCGUCACCACUACCGAACCCCUUAACAUCAUCCAGCUGCACGCCGCCACUCUCUGCCCCGCGGUCGACGUUGCCGCCGCCAACAUCCAGCCCUUCUUCAACCCCGAGACCUCACCGGAGUUGGCGGGUACGUUCGUUGCCGGUCAGCUGGCCCUCGUCAGCGCCGCCUGCGGCGGCAAGGAUGCGUACAAUCUCGAGUGCGGCUGGCCGAGCAGCGGCAGCGCCAACGGUGUGGCGACUCCGGGUACCGAUGCGCAGCGUGUCGCCCUGCAGGGCAUCGCGAGCGCCGUCGGGAGCCGGACGGUGUUCUUCAGCUUCAACAACGAUGACUGGAAGCACCCCGGCACCUUCGGCGUCGAGCAGCACUUCGGCUGUGUGGACAUCUUCUAA
This is a messenger RNA of Eremomyces bilateralis CBS 781.70, 1368 nucleotides long. Its product is annotated as glycoside hydrolase. Gene Ontology annotation, biological process: cell wall organization. The record is from RefSeq and is a predicted model, not a curated record. The transcript has a single exon. The annotation marks the transcript as partial. Gene Ontology annotation, molecular function: glucan endo-1,3-beta-D-glucosidase activity; 1,3-beta-glucanosyltransferase activity. Lineage: Eukaryota; Fungi; Ascomycota; Dothideomycetes; Eremomycetales; Eremomycetaceae. Gene Ontology annotation, cellular component: extracellular region; fungal-type cell wall; cell surface.